AUGGCUAUGAUGAAGGCCUUCUUCCUCCCUAACGCCAUCAUGUUAAAAUUUGCUGAGUACUUCCUGGCAGAAAAAGCGAGUCAGAUCAAAAGAACCAGUUCUGCGCUUGCAGAAGACACUACCAUCAUUGCCAUCUCUGCCCGCAGGAGUCAUCGAGUACCAAGAACCAGCUACAACUACAACAUCCCCGACGUUCAUGAGCUACCACGACCCAAACGAUACAGCGGCUCACCCAUGGCACCCCGUCCUUGCAAACUCAGAGCGGACAUCACACAAGCUUAUGUGGCUCCGGGUACCAGGCAACCGACAACUCUUCAUCGUCUCUUCCGCGAGAGGAAGGGGGGAACCAACGUUGACUCUCGGUACCAGUGGGAUCAAGGGAACUUCACGACAUGGAAUCUACACCCGGUGAUAGCUUUGGAUCUUUCUAUGCCACUGCUGCCCACCCCCAACACUUGGGGAUGUCGAAGAUCAAACGAGAAAGCUCAUAUCAGCGUCGCAAACUAG
Messenger RNA from Pyrenophora tritici-repentis Pt-1C-BFP, 507 nucleotides. The record is from RefSeq and is a predicted model, not a curated record. Lineage: Eukaryota; Fungi; Ascomycota; Dothideomycetes; Pleosporales; Pleosporaceae.